GCAACCUGUAAAUGACUCUCAGGAAUUAUUUCCAAAGCACGGUUCACAUGCUGAAGGGAUAAUGGACAGAACGUCAAACAUGAAACUUGAAUGUUGUAAUUUCAAAGAAAAUUGGGAUUCCGAGCAUGUGUUUGGAAGGAAGCUAGUUGAUCGAGAGACCCAAUUUAGGCAAGACACAAUUACGCCUAACAAAACGCUUUCCAAGGAGAGUAUGUGUAACAGAUCCAGAAAAUGGUUCCAUUUGAACAGUGUGGAACAGAGACUUCAUAAUCAUGAUUCAAUUAAAAUGUUCUCCAAAAGUUCAGUGGUAAUGAAACAGACAGGGAUCUAUACAGGAAAGAAACUUUUCAAGUGCAGUGAAUGUAAAAAAACUUUCACCCAGAGCUCCUCCCUUACUGUGCACCAGAGGAUUCACACUGGAGAGAAGCCCUACAAAUGCAGCGAGUGUGGAAAGGCCUUCAGUGACGGCUCAUCCUUCGCGCGGCAUCAGAGAUGUCAUACUGGCAAGAAGCCCUACGAGUGCAUCGAAUGUGGGAAAGCGUUUAUCCAGAACACAUCUCUCAUUCGGCACUGGAGAUACUAUCACACCGGGGAGAAACCUUUUGAUUGCAUCGAUUGUGGGAAAGCCUUCAGUGAUCACAUAGGGCUUAAUCAGCAUAGGAGAAUUCAUACUGGAGAGAAGCCUUACAGAUGUGAGGUGUGUCACAAGUCCUUUAGGUAUGGCUCAUCUCUUACUGUCCACCAAAGGAUUCAUACAGGAGAAAAACCGUACGAGUGUGAUGUCUGCAGAAAAGCCUUCAGCCACCAUGCCUCGCUGACUCAGCAUCAGAGAGUACACUCUGGAGAGAAGCCUUUCGAGUGUAAAGAAUGUGGGAAAGCCUUCAGGCAGAACAUACACCUAGCCAGUCAUUUAAGGAUUCAUACUGGGGAAAAGCCGUUUGAAUGUGGGGAGUGCGGGAAAUCCUUCAGCAUCAGUUCACAGCUGGCCACACAUCAGAGGAUUCACACUGGAGAGAAGCCCUACGAGUGUAAAGUUUGUAGUAAAGCCUUCACACAGAAGGCUCACCUCGCACAGCAUCAGAAAACUCACACGGGAGAGAAGCCCUAUGAAUGUAAGGAAUGUGGAAAAGCCUUCAGCCAGACCACGCACCUCAUUCAGCACCAGCGAGUUCACACUGGAGAGAAGCCCUAUAAGUGCAUGGAAUGUGGGAAGGCCUUUGGUGAUAACUCAUCGUGUACUCAGCAUCAGAGACUCCACACUGGCCAAAGACCUUACGAGUGUGUGGAGUGUGGGAAGGCGUUCAAGACGAAGUCGUCCCUUAUUUGUCAUCGCAGAAGUCAUACUGGGGAGAAGCCGUAUGAGUGCAGUGUGUGUGGCAAGGCCUUCAGCCAUCGUCAGUCCCUUAGUGUGCAUCAGAGAAUUCACUCUGGGAAGAAGCCGUACGAGUGUAAGGAGUGCAGGAAAGCUUUCAUCCAGAUCGGACACCUCAACCAGCACCAGAGAGUUCAUGCCGGAGAGAGAUCCUACAGCUGCAGCGAGUGUGGCAAGGCCUUCAGCCGCAGCUCCUCGCUGAUAAAGCACCAAAGAAUCCAUAGCGGGGAGAAGCCAUUCGUGUGCAGCGCCUGUGGGAAGCACUUCACCGAGCGCUCAUCCCUCACCGUCCACCAGCGCGUGCACACGGGCGAGAAACCCUUCGCAUGCGGGGACUGCGGCAAGGCCUUCAGCCAGCGCAUGAACCUCGUGGUGCACGAGCGCACGCACACCGGGGAGAAGCCGUACGUGUGUGCUGUGUGCGGCAAGGCUUUCCGCAAGACCUCGUCCCUCACACAGCAUGCACGCAUCCACACGGGCGAGAAGCCUUACGCGUGCGGGGACUGCGGCAAGGCCUUCAGCCAGAACAUGCACCUCGUGGUGCACCAGCGCACGCACACCGGGGAGAAGCCGUACGUGUGCCCCGAGUGUGGCCGGGCCUUCAGCCAGAACAUGCACCUGACCGAGCACCGGCGCACGCACACGGGCGAGAAGCCGUUCACGUGCAAGGAGUGCGGCAAGGCUUUCAACAAGAGCUCCUCCCUCACACUGCACCAGCGGAACCACACCGGCGAGAAGCCCUACGUGUGCAACCAGUGCGGCAAGGCCUUCAGCCAGAGCUCCUACCUCAUCCAGCACCAGCGCUUCCACAUUGGGGUCAAGCCCUUCGAGUGCAGCGACUGCGGCAAGGCCUUCAGUAAGAACUCCUCCCUCACGCAGCACCAGCGCAUCCACACGGGCGAGAAGCCCUACGAGUGCUAUGUGUGCAAGAAGCACUUCACGGGCCGCUCAUCGCUCGUCGUGCACCAGACAGCGCACACGGGCGAGCGGCCCUACACGUGCGGCGAGUGCGGCAAGGCCUUCAGCCAGAGCGCCUACCUCAUCGAGCACCAGCGCAUCCACACAGGUGAGAAGCCCUACAGGUGCACGCAGUGUGGCAAGUGCUUCCUCAAGAACUCCUCGCUCACCGUGCACCAGCGCAGCCACACUGGCGAGAAGCCGUACCGCUGCGGUGAGUGUGGCAAGACCUUCAGCCGCAACACGAACCUCACGCGGCACCUGCGCAUUCACACCUAAGGGCACGUGGUCAGCGUGAGACAUUCCCCGUGGGGUCAGAGAAGGCGUGGGAAAGGCGGGACUGAUGGAAAACCUUUUGGUUACAAGCGUGACCCCUCUGUCCUGACAAAGUGUCAGGAGGCAGGACCCUCAGCGUCCUGGGUGGCUGGAGACACUCGCUGUGGCCAAGCUGAGAUCAUUGGGACCUGGAG
Messenger RNA from Ochotona princeps (American pika), 2799 nucleotides. Its product is annotated as endothelial zinc finger protein induced by tumor necrosis factor alpha. The transcript is spliced from 2 exons. Gene Ontology annotation, cellular component: nucleus. Bases 62 to 2608 code for a protein of 848 amino acids. Gene Ontology annotation, molecular function: histone H3K36 methyltransferase activity; histone H3K4 methyltransferase activity; RNA polymerase II cis-regulatory region sequence-specific DNA binding. The record is from RefSeq and is a predicted model, not a curated record. Lineage: Eukaryota; Metazoa; Chordata; Mammalia; Lagomorpha; Ochotonidae. Gene Ontology annotation, biological process: positive regulation of reciprocal meiotic recombination; regulation of transcription by RNA polymerase II.